GACUUUUCUAAAAGCUCUUCUCUCUCUAUUAUAUUUCUCUCUCUAAAGAGAGCCCCAACUAUAGAAUAUUGCUAAUUUGGGCGUCGAAGUAUCUACCCCAAGGGACAACCCUCGAGUGUGUUUUGCAGAUCCCUAUACUGGUCAACUUGUGUCAACUAAAUCUUUUGAAGCCGCCCAAACAGAGAUGAUGGCGGCGAAGCAAUCGGCGGGAAGAGCACGAAAAUCCAGCGUCUCUGGAUGGAAUCGUUGACCCCUCGGACUAGUGCUCAUUGUGACCGAAAAUGUAGAAUGCCAACGGGUGGAUACUGGAGUUUAAUAAGAAAGGGUAUUUGAGAAACUGAAAACUGUUUUCCAUAGCAGAUGGUACUAAUUUGAUUGUCCUAAGAGUAGAAUUUGUUAUUGAUGGGACGAACCAAAAGAAGUAACCCUAUGGACCCUCAUGCACAGAGGGCAAAAGUGAAAGAUGAGGAAGCACCAGCUCUUGAAGAUGCUGAAGUUCUUGAUGAGGUGGAAGAAAAUAAGAAACGCCACUUGAAUGUUGUGUUCAUUGGUCAUGUUGAUGCUGGGAAGUCAACAAUUGGAGGACAGAUACUCUUCCUUAGUGGUCAGAUGCUUUUACUACGUUACUUAUAAACUAUUUGCCUAAGAGAAUGAUAAUGCAACACAAAUCAAUUUGAAAAAUGGUUUCUUGUCCUAUGUUACUUUACAUUCUUGUUCUUUAUAUACCAUGUAACCAUUCAAGGCAACAUAUUGUUUUUAUUCUGUUUCUCGCUAUUAAAAGGUUGUUUGUUUUGAUAUGCUUGUUUUGCAUGCCAAGAGAAUCAUAUAUGCAAUGAGGAACUUGAUUUUAGAAGUUACGGUAGGAUUAUACUGGUUUAUUCUGGUAUUGCUAAUAUAUGUUUUGUUAUGUGAACUUAAAAGUAUAAAUUUGAUCCCUGAUGCUAUCUAUGUUGAAAAUAAUUGCUAGCAUGGAACAAAAUAAUUUUGGGUAAAAUCUUUUGUAAAGAAUAAUUUAGUGUGAUAUUGAAUCAGCGAUGACUAGACCCAAACCAUUGAUCAAAUCUUAAGACAUUUUUGAUAUGGUAAGGAUCAGAUUGUUGGCUGUUGCUAAGAGUUAAGAAGCUAUAAAAAUGGUUCUAUUUCCAGCCUUAAACUGUAGCAUUUCUUUUACAAGUUGUUGAGGAGAGUGGAGGGUUUUUUGUUUCCUUUUAAAAUUUUUAAUUACAUUUUGCUUUGGAUGGUUAGACAGAGGUUGUGGAUGGGAAUAAAAGUAUGUUUUAAGU
Messenger RNA from Rubroshorea leprosula, 1283 nucleotides. Lineage: Eukaryota; Viridiplantae; Streptophyta; Magnoliopsida; Malvales; Dipterocarpaceae. The record is from the annotation of a GenBank genome assembly.